Molecule: messenger RNA, 2097 nt
Organism: Knipowitschia caucasica
Lineage: Eukaryota; Metazoa; Chordata; Actinopteri; Gobiiformes; Gobiidae
Source: the annotation of a GenBank genome assembly
AUGAUCUUUAUUAUCUCCAUCAUCAUCAUUAUCUCCAUCAUCAUCAUCUUCAAUAUCUCCACCAUCAUCAUCAUCACCAUCAUCAUCAUUAUCUCCAUCAUCAUCAUCAUCAUCAUCAUCCCCAUCAUCACCAUCAUCACCAUCAUCUCCAUCACCAUCAUCUUCAUCAUCAUCUUCAUCAUCAUCAUCAUCUCCAUCAUCAUCACCAUAAUCAUCAUCUUCAUCUUCAUCAUCUCCAUCACCAUAAUCAUCUUCAUCAUUAUCCCCAUCAUCAUCAUUAUCUCCAUCAUCAUCAUUAUCUCCAUCAUCUUCAUCAUCUUCAUUAUCUCCAUCAUCAUCAUUAUCUCCAUCAUCAUCAUCUUCAAUAUCUCCACCAUCAUCAUCAUCAUUAUCUCCAUCAUCAUCAUCACCAUCAUCAUCCCCAUCAUCACCAUCAUCUCCAUCAUCACCAUCACCAUCAUCUUCAUCAUCAUAAACAUCAUCAUCAUCAUCUCCAUCAUCAUCACCAUAAUCAUCAUCUUAAUUAUCUCCAUCAUCUUCAUCAUCUCCAUCAUCUUCAUCUUAAUCAUCUCCAUCACCAUAAUCAUCAUCAUCUUCAUCAUCAUCCCCAUCAUCAUCAUUAUCUCCAUCAUCAUUAUCUCCAUCAUCUUCAUUAUCAUCAUCAUCUUCAUUAUCUCCAUCAUCAUCAUCUUCAUUAUUUCCAUCAUCAUCAUCACCACCAUCAUCAUCAUCUUCAUCAUCAUCUCCAUCAUCAUCACCAUCAUCAUCUUCAUCAUCUCCAUCUUCAUCAUCAUCUUCAUCAUCUCCAUCAUCUCCAUCAUCAUCGUCAUCUUCAUCAUCUCCAUCAUCUUCAUCAUCACCAUCAUCAUCAUCACCAUCAACAUCAUCAUCUUCAUCAUCAUCAUCUCCAUCAUCAUCACCAUAAUCUUCAUCAUCAUCUUCAUCAUGAUCUUCAUUAUCUCCAUCAUCAUCAUUAUCUCCAUCAUCUUCAUCAUCAUCAUCAUUAUCUCCAUCAUCAUCAUCACCAUCAUCAUUAUCUUCAUCAUCAUCAUCAUGAUCUCCAUCAUCAUCAUCAUUAUCUCCAUCAUCUUCAUCAUCUCCAUCAUCAUCAUCAUCUUCAUCAUCUCCAUCAUCAUUAUCUCCAUCAUCAUCAUCAUCAUCAUCAUCAUCAUCAUCAUCAUAUUCAUCUUCUUAAUCUUCAUCAUCUUCAUUGAGCCAGUCCCCCCUCGCCUCCUCUCCUCUGUAGCCUCCUCUCUCCUCUGUGUCCUCCUCUCUCCUCUUUGUCCUCCUCUCUCCUCUGUGUCUUCCUCUCUCCUGUGUCCUCCUCUCUCCUCAGUGUCUUCCUCUCUCCUCUGUGUCCUCCUCUCUCCUCUGUGUCCUCCUCUCUCCUCUGUGUCUUCCUCUCUCCUCUUUGUCCUCCUCUCUCCUCUGUGUCUUCCUCUCUCCUCUGUGUCCUCCUCUCUCCUCUGUGUCCUCCUCUCUCCUCUGUGUCCUCCUCUCUCCUCUGUAGCUUCCUCUCUCCUCUGUGUCCUCCUCUCUCCUCUGUGUCCUCCUCUCUCCUCUGUGUCAUCCUCUCUCCUCUGUAGCUUCCUCUCUCCUCUGUGUCUUCCUCUCUCCUCUGUGUCUUCCUCUAUCCUCUGUGUCCUCCUCUCUCCUCUGUGUCCUCCUCUCUCCUCUGUGUCCUCCUUUCUCCUCUGUGUCCUCCUCUCUCCUCUGUGUCCUCCUCUCUCCUCUUUGUCCUCCACUCUCCUCUUUGACCUCCUCUCUCCUCUGUGUCCUCCUCUCUCCUCUGUGUCCUCCUCUCUCCUCUGUAGCUUCCUCUCUCCUCUGUGUCCUCCUCUCUCCUCUGUGUCCUCCUCUCUCCUCUGUAGCUUCCUCUCUCCUCUGUGUCCUCCUCUCUCCUCUGUGUCCUCCUCUCUCCUCUGUGUCCUCCUCUCUCCUCUGUGUCCUCCUCUCUCCUCUGUGUCCUCCUCUCUCCUCUGUAGCUUCCUCUCUCCUCUGUGUCCUCCUCUCUCCUCUGUGUCUUCCUCUCUCCUCUGUGUCCUCCUCUCUCCUCUGUGUCCUCCUCUCUCCUCUGUGUCCUCCUCUCUCCUCUGA